Messenger RNA from Danio aesculapii, 9992 nucleotides. It is a transcript of the gene myo10l3, whose product is annotated as myosin X, like 3. Gene Ontology annotation, molecular function: ATP binding; protein binding; cytoskeletal motor activity. Lineage: Eukaryota; Metazoa; Chordata; Actinopteri; Cypriniformes; Danionidae. Gene Ontology annotation, biological process: signal transduction. Gene Ontology annotation, cellular component: cytoskeleton; myosin complex. The coding region runs from base 195 to 6533 and encodes 2112 amino acids. The record is from RefSeq and is a predicted model, not a curated record. The transcript is spliced from 40 exons.
UGCGUAUAGUGGUCUUUGAAUCACUUUCUCAACCGUGUUUAAAGAAAACUUGAAGGUUUAUCAGAGGAAUUACUGUCCGGACGGUACGAUGGGUUCUUCAGCUGUAUGUUAAGCGCGUGAAUGCUGAGCAUCUUUACGGGACUCGGAGUCCGUGGUACCCUGGUCACCAAACACCGGACUGGACUGCAUUACAGAUGGAUAACUUCUUUGUUGAGGGAGCUCGUGUGUGGGUUCGGGACAAGGAGCAGCUCCUGCCCUCCACCGUCAGCUGCUGUGAUGACCGAACCCUCAUCCUCACCACAGACUAUGGAGAGGUGUUAACUCUGGAUCAGGCCGAGGUGAACCGGCUGAAGGUUUUCCCCAUGCAUCCCACCAGCAUCAGUGGAGUGGAGGACAUGUCCACUCUGGCCGAGCUUCACGAGGCCGCCAUCAUGCACAACCUCUACCUGCGCUACCAGAAAGACCUCAUUUAUACUAACAUUGGCUCGAUCCUGGCGGCCAUGAAUCCUUAUAAGCAGAUAGCAGGCCUGUAUGACGGAGAGGCGGUGGAUGUGUACAGCAGACAUCAUCUGGGUGAACUUCCUCCACACAUCUUCGCCGUGGCCAACGAGUGUUACCGCUGCCUGUGGAAGAGACACGACAGUCAGUGUGUGCUCAUCAGUGGAGAGAGUGGUGCUGGGAAGACAGAGAGCACUAAACUGCUGCUGAAGUUCCUGUCGGUCAUGAGUCAGAAAUCCACAGGUUCUCCGCUGUCAGAGAGAACCACCCGAGUGGAGCAGGCCAUCGUACAGAGCAGCCCGAUAAUGGAGGCAUUUGGAAAUGCAAAAACUGUUUACAACAACAACUCAAGUCGCUUCGGAAAGUUCAUUCAACUUCACUUCUCCCAGAGUGGAAAUAUCCAGGGAGGCUGUAUUAUUGAUUAUUUACUUGAAAAGAAUCGAGUUGUGCGACAAAAUCCGGGAGAGAGAAACUAUCAUAUUUUCUAUGCGUUGUUGUCAGGUGCCAAGUAUGAACACAGAGAAAUGUAUAUGCUAGCUGACUCUCCUGAAGCCUAUCAUUACCUCAACCAGUCGGGCUGUGUGAAGGACAGAAGCCUGGAUGACAAACACCUCUAUGAUAGUGUAAUGGAAGCGCUGAAGGUGAUGGAGUUCACUGAGGAGGAGAUUCGGGAUGUCUUCAAGCUGCUUUCUGGAGUCCUUCAGAUUGGCAACAUUGAGUUCAUGACAGCAGGAGGUGCUCAGAUCACCACUAAAGGAGUGGUCAGUGUGGUCAGUGAUCUGCUGGGACUGGACUCUUUUCAGCUGUCUGAGGUUUUGACACAGCGCUCCAUGAUCCUGAGAGGAGAGGAGAUCUGCUCGCCCCUCACCGUGGAGCAGGCAAUUGAUUCCCGGGAUUCUGUGGCGAUGGCAUUGUAUUCCCAGUGUUUUUCUUGGAUCAUCGCCCGAAUCAACCAGAAAAUCAAAGGAAAGGACAACUUCAAGUCCAUUGGCAUUUUGGAUAUCUUUGGCUUCGAGAACUUCGAGGUGAACCGGUUCGAGCAGUUCAACAUUAACUACGCCAACGAGAAGCUCCAGGAGUACUUCAACAAGCACAUCUUCUCCCUGGAGCAGCUUGAAUAUAACAGGGAGGGAAUCCACUGGGAAGCCAUCGACUGGAUGGACAACGCAGAGUGUUUGGAUCUCAUCGAAAAGAAACUGGGCAUGUUGGCUCUUAUCAAUGAAGAGAGUCGAUUCCCUAAAGGCACGGACUACACCCUACUGGAGAAACUCCACAGCCGGCACGCUACUAAUCCAUAUUACGUGAAACCCAGAGUGGCAGAUCACCAGUUUGGUAUUAAACAUUAUGCGGGAGAGGUGCUGUACGAUGUGCGUGGCAUCCUAGAGAAAAACAGAGACACAUUCAGAGAUGACAUCCUCAACAUGCUGAAGGACAGCAGGCUUGACUUCAUCUAUGACCUGUUUGAGCGUUUUGGCAGCAGGAGUGGAGAUGAGACUCUGAAGAUGGGCACUGCCCGCCGCAAACCCACCGUCAGCUCUCAGUUCAGGGAUUCUCUUCAUGCACUGAUGGCCACUUUAAGUGCCUCCAAUCCCUUCUUUGUGCGCUGCAUUAAACCUAACAUGGAGAAGAAUGCAAAUAAAUUUGACCCAGAUGUGGUUCUGAAUCAGCUCCGCUACUCAGGAAUGCUGGAGACAGUGAAGAUCCGUAGAGCAGGCUUCCCAGUACGGAGAACCUUCCAAGAUUUUCUCAGCAGAUACACUAUGAUCCUGAGGGACAGAAACCACACAGCGGACGAGAGGAAGAAAUGUGCGGAUCUGCUGACGAAGUACGAUGUCACCAAGAAAGAGUGGCAGCUGGGGAAGACUAAGGUGUUCCUGAAGGAAGCUUUGGAGCAGAGGCUGGAGAAGGAAAGAGAGGAGGUGCGCAAAGCGGCUGGUAUGGUGAUCCGGGCCCACAUACUAAGUUAUGUGGCAAGAAAACACUAUAAAAGAGUCCGGAGCAGCACCGUCACACUCCAAAAGAACUACCGCGCUCACUUCUGGAGACAAGCUUUUCUUCGUUUCCGCUCGGCCGCAGUGGUCCUCCAGAAGCACCUGCGUGGACAGAUCGCUCGACAGCUCUACCGGCAGCUCCUGGAGGAGAAACAGAGGAGAGAAGAGGAGGAGAGGAUCAGAAGAGAAGAAGAAGAGAGGAGGCGUCAAGAGGAGCUGAGGAGACUCCAGGAGGAGAGACAAAGGCAAGAGGAAGAAAGGAGGAGGGAGGAGGAGAGACUAAGGGUUCUAGAGGAGGAGAAGAGGAGAAGAGAGGAGGAACAGGAGGCUUUGCGGCUCCAGCAGGAGGAGGAAGAGUUGAAGAGGAGGCAAGAGGAUCUCAGGAGCAAGCAGAUACUGGAGGACAGAGAGGCAGGGCACAGCAGGAGUCUAGUGGGGAAAAACCAUCACAACCACAAGAAGGACGUGUCCCACAGCCUGUGCCAGUACUCAUCCGAGGAGGAGAGUCGUCAGAUGGAGGAGAUCCUGCGGCUAGAGCGAGAGAUCGAGCGGCUGCAGAAACAGAGAGACGAGGGGGUUUCUCUGCUGAACGACAGCUCCAGAGACGAGCUGCGCCAGAAGAGGGACGCCGAGAUCUACCGGCUGGAGAAAGAGGCUUCACGCGUGGCCACCGAGUUCCUAGAGAUGCUGGACUUUGGAGGUUUGGAGCAGUCGCUGUCCAGUGAGGAAAACCUUCACGAUCCUUCUGAAACCACUGCUCCUCUGGCCGAGGAAGAGGUGGAUGAAGGUUUUCACGCGGAGGACGAGUGUAUCCCGCUCCCAGACUUCCCUCCACCGGCUGCUGUACCUCUGGAUAAGGAGGUUCUCUCCAGUCUUCCUCCUCCACCUCCUGCUUUUGCUGAAGGUCCGGUUGGCACUUCUUCCCCUGCACGGAUGGAGCGGCCCAAGUCCAGUUCAUCCAUCAAACACAACAGACUCUCAGACAUCCCUCCACCUCCACCCACAGCUCCACCGCCUCCUCCACCCACGCUGAUUUCAAGCAGAGUUGACUUUGAAGUGGUGUAUAAAAGCCCUAGGAAGACGGAGAUCUUGCUGCCGGAGGAGGAAACCAGCUUCAGUAUUCUGCCCGACACAGAGUCGGAUUAUGACCAAGAGGAGUUUGAGGAGGCACUGGGGAGUUGUGGAGAUGCUGGAAGCACAAACGAUGGACAUCUUACUGAUGAGGAAGUUCUGCGCAGAUCUUCAUGUACUUAUAACAGUACAGACUCCUUCAGGGGAAGCUCAGACUCGUUCAUUGACAGUAAUGAUGAGAAUGAUGGAUACGUGGACACGGACGAGGAAGUGUCCAAUGGUAGAGUGCAUCUGCUAAAUGGAAGUGGACCUCCUUAUUUCCACAGCUACCUGUACAUGAAAAGUGGGCUGAUGAUCCCAUGGCGCAGGCGCUGGUGUGUUUUGAAAGACGAGACCUUCAUGUGGUUCAGGGCGAAGCAGGACUCUCUCAAGUCAGGCUGGCUCUACAAGAAAGGUGGAGGAAUGUCUACUCUGUCUCGGAGGAACUGGAAGAUGCGCUGGUUUGUCCUUCGAGACUCCAAACUCAUGUAUUUCGAGAACGACAGCGAGGAGAAACUGAAGGGAACAAUUGACAUACGAGCUGCCAAGGAAAUUGUGGAUAACCACGAGAAGGAAAACGCACUAAAUAUUGUAACUGAAGACAGGACAUACCAGAUCUAUGCAGAAUCUCCUGAGGAUGCUAGUGGCUGGUUCAAUGUGUUAAGCCGUGUUCACAGCGCCACUCCAGACCAGCUUCUGCAGAUGCAGCAUGAGCAGGCCAACCCCAAAAAUGCAGUUGGAACACUGGAUGUUGGGCUUAUUGACUCUGUAUGUGCCUCUGACAACCCAGACAGGCCAAACUCAUUUGUCAUAAUCACUGCAAAUCGUGUGAUACAUUGCAACACUGACACGCCGGAGGAAAUGCACCACUGGAUCGGCCUCCUGCAGAAACCUAAAGGAGACUCCAGAAUAGACGGCCAGGAGUUCAUAGUGAGAGGCUGGCUGCAUAAAGAGAUGAAGUCCAGUGGGAAGAGCACAUCUCUCAAGCUGAAGAAACGCUGGUUUGUUCUGACCAACAACUCACUGGAUUAUUAUAAAUCAUCAGAGCGCAGUGCCUCCAAACUGGGAACACUGGUGCUCAACAGCCUUUGCUCGGUUGUUCAGCCUGAUGAGAAAGUCUACAAGGAGACAGGUUACUGGAACAUAAUAGUUCAUGGAAGAAAACAUUCUUACCGUCUCUACACCAAACUACUGAAUGAAGCCAUGAGGUGGGCUUCAGCCAUUCAGGUGGCCAUUGACAACAAAGUUCCCAUUGAAACACCGACCCAGCAACUCAUUCGAGAUAUCAAGGAGAGCAGUCUGAAUGUGGAGGCUGUGGAGCAGAUGUACUGGAGGAACCCCAUCCUGAGAUACACACAGCACCCGCUGCACUCGCCCCUGCUGCCCCUGCCAUACGGAGAAGUCAACGUCAACCUACAAAAAGAGAAAGGCUACACCAGCCUGCAGGAUGAAGCGGUCAAGAUCUUCAACUCAUUACAAGAGAUGGAAGCCGUAUCUGAUCCAAUGCCCAUCAUUCAGGGCAUCUUACAGACCUGUCAAGAUCUGCGGGCGCUCAGAGAUGAAGUCUACUGUCAGCUGAUCAAACAGACCAAUCAUGUGCCUCAGCCCAACAGCCCUGCCAACCGCGCACACUGGCAUCUGCUUACCUGUAUGAGCUGCACUUUCCUGCCCAGCCGCGGCAUCCUCAGAUACCUCCGAUUCCACCUCAAAAGGAUAAAGGAGCUGUUCCCUGGAGCAGAAAUUGAGAUGUUCGCGGUGUUCAUUGGUGAUUCCCUGAAGAAGACAAAAGCACGGGAGUUUGUGCCUUCACAAGAGGAGAUUAUCGCCCUCCUGAACAGACGUGAGAUGACAACCACUGUUUACUGCCACGGUGGAGGAUCCUGCAAGAUUUCAAUCAACUCUCACACUACAGCAGGAGAGGUGGUAGAGAAACUAAUCCGAGGCUUGGCUAUGGAGGACAGCAGGAACAUGUUUGCUUUGUUCGAGCAUAACAACACCAUCGACCGCGCCGUAGAGAGCAGGGUGAUUGUUGCAGAUGUGCUGGCCAAGUUUGAGAGGCUGACAGGAAGCGAGCUGGAGGAGGACGGCCCAUGGAAGUUGUACUUCAAACUCUAUUGUUUCUUGGAUGUGGAAAGCAUGCCCAAGGAAGGAGUGGAGUUUGUUUUCAUGUUUGAGCAGGCCCAUGAAAGUUUAAUUAGCGGUCAUUUCCCUGCCCAUGAGGACACCCUCCAGCACCUAGCUGCUUUGCGUCUGCAGUACCUGUAUGGGGAUGUGUCACGGGUCAACUGGAGCUUGGACAGCAUCUACCCCACUGGCCGUCUACGCAGCCGCAUACUUCAAUUCACCAAAGUAGGAGGUGCAGCUGGAUCGGGACAAACCCUAGAAAGGAGGAGGACGAGCUUCCUGGAUGGCACUCUGAGGCGGGGGCUGAAGACGGGCACCAUGAAGAAGCAGCGCAGCAUGCAGGAGGAACAAAUGCUGGAAAUGUGGAUCAAGGAGGAGACUUCAGCCACCAGGGCCAGUAUUAUGGAAAAAUGGAGUCGGCUGCAUGGUCUGGAUCAGCACCAAGCUAUGGUCAAAUACAUGAACAUUAUAAAAGAGUGGCCUGGAUAUGGAUCAACGCUGUUUGACGUAGAGUGUAAAGAAGGUGGUUUCCCUCAUGAUCUCUGGCUCAGCGUCAGUGCUGAGAACGUGUCUGUGUAUAAGAGAGGAGAGGCCAAACCGCUGGAGACCUUCCCCUAUGAACACAUUGUCUUCUUUGGUGCUCCUCAUGCUAGUACAUACAAGAUCACAGUGGAUGGGAGAGACAUGUUCUUUGAGACACCUCAGGUUGGAGAGAUCACCAAAAUAAUGAAAGCCUACAUCAACAUGAUUGUUAAGAAACGAUGCAGUGUCAGAUCAGUGGCCAGCUUUGGGAGCAACUGGAUCAGGUGAUGAGUGCUGACCAAUUAUAGCAAGGACAAGAUGGAUUUCCUUUUAACUGAUGGAAUGAAUGAACUAAACUGGAGGGAUGUGGAUUGGCGAAUAUACGAAUAUGAUACUGGAACCAUUGAGAAGACAAACUUUUAGACAUCUGCAUGUGUGUAGACAACCACCCCUUUACCAACUUAUUGUAUCUGACAUUUAAUAUGCAGUUAUGUGGAGUGUGGAUAUUGGACCAAUGAGAUUCCGCUAAGGGGUGGGACUACCAACGGAAUAUCUUGUCAGUCUUCACGGCACUUGUUCUUUUAUCCAAUAACAGCUGAUUAGUAUGCUUCUCAAAGCUAGUUAACCAGCAGAUGUUUAUUGCAAUACCUCAAAGUCCCAAAUGCUUCUUGUGCUCAUGGUUUUCUGAUUUUCAGUUGCUCUUUGCAGUGACAAGAUCAAAACAGGGUCUUAAAUGUUACACACAAAACAAUGUUUUGUUGAGAGCUUUCAAAGACUAGUAACCUAAAGUGAUUGCACACCUUGAAAGUGUCAACAGCCAUGUUAAAACUUGUCCGUUUGCCUUACUCCACACAAAGGCUGCUCUGUGCAGAUUUGCGUCAUUUAGACGGCUUUCUGUUAAUCUGUUACUGAACCUUCACUCAGGUUCCUAAGGUUGAGCGAAUGAUGGAAUGUUCUUCUGCCUUUACGUCUUGCCGUUUUCAACUGUGUGUUCUCUCGUAUACUGUGCGUAAUGCAGAAUGUGCUUUUGCAUUCCACUGUGGUGCAGUUCCAUUGUUUUCAGUGUAAACAUGCACUGGCGAUCUUGUGGGGGGAUGUUGGUCUAACAGAGGCUAGCUAGUUUUGCAGAUAAAUCUAAUUUAUCUGUCUUUAAAAGACUUGCUAGUGAAUCACAUUAGAGACUUAGGCUGCAUCUGAAACCGCAUACUUCCAUACUAUACAUACGCUAAAAUCAGUAUGCGAGCCGAGUAGUAUGUUUGAAUUCAUAGAAUUUGAAAAUCAGUAUGCGAGUAUGGGGAUGACUUACUACUUCUGGCGAGAUUCUGAAGUGCGCAUCCCAUGCAUGCUACACUAUCCCAUGAUGCCCCGCGAGAGAAUUUAUGAAUGGGAGUGAAGCAACUGACGCAGGUAUGACAAAAUGGCGGAUGUAGUACGUCCAAAUUCCAUUGAUUCUUCGUACAUUCAUACUGUAUAGAACGCACUUUUCUAAUGGCCAAGUAGUACGUUUAAAUUCAAAGGCAGUACCUACUGAGUAGUAGGCGGUUUCGGGCGCAGCCUUAGAGUUCUUUGGUAGUGUGUCCACCAGCCAUUCAAGAACAUGCUGGGACAUGCUGGUGCCGUGACCCAGAUGGAAGUGAGGUUUAGGGGUGUUUGUGUUAUGGAGGCGAGCUAGUGAGAGCUAUGUGGCUAACCUCUGUCACAUCAAAAGAUGCAUUAGCAAACGAUGUUACAGGCCGUGGCCUUAUUGCCGAGUUCAGACUGCAUGAUUUUCAAAGUAGUCGUGUCAUAGAUGUUUUCACACUGCAUGACUAUUUGGGGUAUUGUUUCGUUGCUGCUGUGUUUACACUGCAAGAUGGAUCAACGACAGGGGGCUUCACACUCCAUUACAAUAGAAGAAUCGCUGACAACUUUGUCUCGGUCUGCAAAUUACAUCUCACAACCAAACACACGCAAGAAGUGACAUAGAAACAGCAUGAGGCCAUGCAGUAUAUCUUCUGUUAUGUAACUACAUCAUGAGAAAGAAGCCUUUAGUGGAGUAGAAAAUCUACUUAUUUUGCUCACCUGACUUUUGAAGGCAAUUAGCAGAUGACACUUCAAACAGAUACCGGUGCUCCUGCCAAAUGUACACUGAUUUUUCCUCCAUGUUUUGGCUCCAAAUAGACCCAAAAGAAGCCCUUUUAACUUCUCCCCUAACUGCACUGGCCUGCAGAUACCUAUACUAGUGGAUGCUGCUCUCUCAUUAGCUGUUGGUAAUCACCGAUGUUAUUUUCAAGCAGAACUCAUUCACACGACAUAAUUUUAAAUCGCCAACAGGUCCAGAUAUUUAGCAUGCCAAAUAUCUCACACGUCAGCGACUCAUGGGCGAUUCUCUCAGAUUGCGUCUUUGAUAGUUCACACUGUGUGAUUGUCACAUGAACAAGCUCCAAUAUGCCUGUGAUUUCAGGCAUUUGUCUGUGAUUUCUCAAAGCCUUGUUGCGAGUCAAAAUCAGAGCUAAAAUCAUGCAGUCUGAACUCGGCAUUAGUGUCCUUUGAUAGUGUGCCCAUUUUCUAAAACCCACUCGAAUCAAGCCAAGUCCAACCAGAGGAGUUGUUGGUGCCGUGACCCGGAAGGGAAUGAGAUUCCAAGUGUAUGCAGGUAAACCUCACACCUCUGCCUUUGAAAUACACACUAGCUGUUGAUGUUAGAGGCCGCAGUCUUUAGCAUUCUAAGUGGGAUGCCCUCUUCCAAUCCUGGUUUGAUUUUGGCAAGUAGAAGUGGAGGGGUUAUGUUGGUGCCGUGACCCGGAUGAGGUUUUCCCAUUAGCAUUACCCUCUGUUUGAUUUUCAUGCUAUACUGUGCUGUGUUUUCAUUGUUUGUCUAUGUAAACAUGCACCAGAGGAUUACAUUUCUCCUUUUCAGCCUUUUGCUGUCUAAAAAUGGUCGACACAGGAUAGUAGAAUGAAAGAAAGUGAGGUCUAGAGAAUUUUUUUAACUUGGAUCCAUCUCGUUUUUACAUAGAAAACCAAUGGGAAAAUGCUUUCUGUGUGAUUGGUGUUUUCUGGGUUAAGCUCAGGUACAGUAUAAAGAUAUAAGCAAUAUCUCAAUAUUUCAAUCAGUGCAGUGUUGUGUUUGUUACAGCAACAAGAUCUGACGAGAAUUACCACUGUACUGAUAUCUGCAGAAAAGCUGUGACUCUCCUUGUGUUAUUCCACACAGUAGGUCAGUUGUAAAUUCUUUAUUUCAAGACAGAUAUAUGCAUUUUAGUUUAUUAGCAAAACCUUUUUUAAGAGAUGUUUGAAACAUGUUUGCCUUUUUAUAAGGUGGGAAAGAAUGUUUGUUUUUUGUAAAGGAAGCCUACAUACUUGUAAGUGAAGGAUGUUUUUGUGUGCCUAAGAGAGAGUGAAUAAUUAUGGGUGGCCUGGGUAUUUAUUCAGUCUAAGUGUUAAUGUAUGGAUGGUGAUGUUGAUGGCAUGUUGUGUUUAGAUUCUCUACAUCAGUGACAUAACACACAGUGAUCAUAUGAAUGGAGGAUGUCAAUGUGGUAUCAGAGACUCUUUAUUGUGGUACCACAACACUCAUUCAACGUUCAUUAUUGCUUCUUUAUUAAAUCCAUUGAGCUGCUGGUCAGUUCAUUGUCAGAGUGCAUCCCAUAAUCAUUAGGGUCAGAAAAAUUCAACUUGUGUAGAGGAUGAGAAUCAAAUGUUUUUUUUGGUUGUUUUUUUUUGUAACUGGAUUUACAAAAUACUUAAUAAAUUAUUUCAACUCCA